UAAUGAAAGUGAGCAAUCGGAAAAAAAAUCAGAAUAAAUUUCGGAACUUUGCGUGUGGGUGUUUGUUCCGUUUACGUAUUUUUUAUUUAUUUCCCAAACGCGAUGUCUCAAUGUUUAUCAACAAGUAAAUGUGUGAAUUAGAGUGUCGAUACGGAAGGAUAAUAAUACAAGUGAUGACUUAUGUUUGCAGUGAAGAUGUGAUAACAAGUUAGCGCUUUUUGCUUUGUGACGAUGGAUGGGGCUAGCGCCGUGGAUUCGGACCAUUCUAUGACUUGGGAAGACUUCUUUGGUAGCACAACAGACCUGACCCCAACUUUGAUUGGAAUCUACGAUUCUCUUCUGGAGCCGGACAAAAGUCUAAAGCCAGAAGUCAGUCGUUUCGAUUUCUCGCCGAAAGAUGCGAGAAACGACCCUCCGAAUCAAAAGCCUGAACCAGCAACCGUCGCAAUGAUUGAAGAAACAAAUGACAACGUAAACAAAACACACCCACCUAAAGACAAUCUAAAACCAAGUGGUCUCGCGACCAUCAACAAAAGCUCAUUAUACACACUAAGACCUAAACUGGACAGUGAUAAAAUUGGUGCUAUUUCUGAUAUUACAUCCAGUGAUACGGUUCAUAAUCAGAGAACUUUGAAGACUGAAUCUAAACCCUCCGAAGUGUCCUUCGAUAAUCUUUCGUCUAAUGUUAAGCGUAUGAUAUCUAGUGUCGACACUGCCACGGCUAAUCCGUCGAAAUUUCAAAAGAAAACGUUGACAACCAUCAGAUCUUCCGGUAGAGGAAGAUCCAACAUACCGCUUGUUGGGGCCACUUCAAAAAUUGCACAAUCCAGAGUGGAAAUUCUGCCAACAAUAGAUAUUUACGAUCAGCCAUGUGGUGUGAAUAAUUUGAAAAAGCCUGAAGAAUCUCCGUCCAAAACAUUGAAACCAAAUUUCAAAUUAGACACACAAGAAACGUCUGAUGUCCCAACGAAUAACAAACCGGUCCACAAAGAACCGGAGAAAAACACUGCCUUCGAAUCUCUAUCCUUGCCUUACAUCGACCAAUCGAUCGAGCUGUCCAAUUCGACCGAUCGUGAAUUUGAUACGAAAGUGUCAUCUAAAGAUGCAACCCCAGAAAAAUCUUCUAAAACUUUUCUACCGGAUAAAAGUCCUCUGAGACAGCCUAAACUACCCAUCGCCACCAUUAGCUUGAGCAGAAAAGACAGUCCCAGCAAGCAAUUGCCAAAAUCUGCACCAUAUCCAGACCUAGUGGGAUCUGUUGGAAACCUGAAGUCAGGUCCAGAGAAGGAAGUGAAACUAGCGCCUCCCACCGUGGAAGUUUCUAGGCCUUUGUCGAUGAGUUCUAUAGUGUCAUCUAGUUCGUCUAGCUCUGGUGUACAGAAUAAAGGCGUGAAUUCGGCAUACUUGGCCUCUAUAGAGAGUCUGGACGAUCACAGUGACGCUGAUAUGGUUUCGGGAAAUGGAAGCAACAAUUUUGUGAAUGGCUCCGGAGUGUCAGAAGAAGGAGCAAUACCACGUGAGCGGUCGCUGUCGCAGCUGGAGCGAGUGUGCGCUGAGAUCCUGCACACGGAGCAGGCCUAUGUCCACGACCUGCAACAGCUGCAAGAGGGAUACCUACACGUGUGGAGACGUGAGAAGACAUUCUCUGAAGAAGAUUUGGCCGCGCUGUUCAAUAAUAUUGAAGAUAUUUACAACUUUAACAAACAAUUCUGCUCGGAGCUACACUCGUGCGGUCUGGACGCGCGCGCCAUCGCCCGCUGCUUCGUGACUCACACUGCCGGCUUCAGAGUGUAUACUAGCUAUUGUACCGGGUACCCGAACACUAUGGAGAGACUAGCAGCCCUGGCUUCGAAGCCAGCCUUCCGCGAGCGACAGAUAGCCCUCUCUCACCCCCUACCACUUGCUUCCUACCUACUGAAGCCGGUACAGAGGAUACUGUUGUACCAUCUAUUGCUGCAGAAAGUGGUGAAACAAAGCGUCACCGGAGAGACACAAUACGCCUUACUGCAGAUGACGCGAAUAGCUCAGCACAUCGACGACAUGAAGCGACGACACGAACACAAAGUCAGGGUACAGGAGAUCCAGUCGCUCCUAUACGGCUGGAGCGGCCCGGACCUCACCACGUACGGGGAACUGUGUGCGGAGGGGACCUUCAGGGUGUUCGGCGCGCGCGCGAUGCGUCACGUGUUCUUAUUCGACAAGAUGCUGCUCGUGACCAAGAGUAGAGAGGACGGCAUACUGGCCUACAAGAGCCAUAUUAUGUGCAACAACCUAAUGCUAGUGGAGUCCAUCGAGGGCGCCCCACUCUCGUUCCACGUGAUCCCGUGGGACGCCCCGCGGCAGCUGCUGACACUGCAGGCCAGAGAUAAGAGGCACAAGCGGGAAUGGACGCUGCUGUUGAAACGGGUGAUACUGGAGAACUACAACGCAGUAAUCCCGUCGCACGCCAGACAGCUGCUCAUGCAGCUCGGACAGAACAAGACCGACGACGACAUCCUAGCCGCACAAGCUGCCAAAUCCCAUAACCUAAUAACACAAGCAUCGAUGAGGAAGCAGCUAUCAGCACCAGAAUACUUAGAAAAGAGAAAACUGGAGAAAGAUCGACGCAAAACAUUCGACAUGCGAGGACGAGCGAAGAAAGGCAACAGAAACUACACACUGCCUUUGAAGAGCUGUGAUUGUGCGCAGGUAUCAGCAGAAAAAGGUAUAGAUUACACUUGUGAGAUUUGCUACAUAGAUUUGUGCUCGGAUUGUGAGCUAGAAGUAGGUAAAGGUAAAGAUUUUGAUGAUCAAUGCAUUGAUUGUGAUAGGCUCAACUAUUUGGGUGUCGGUAGCGUUGAUAAUCUUACUAGGAAAGCAGAUUCUGACUUCAAAUCUUCAGUUGAAAGUGUGAGUAAGGAUGGUGUUAAGUUUUUGAAGGCUGGUUAUCAUUCUGACCCAAAUGCGGAUGAUAAAAGUCUAACGGAUGCUAAUUCAUUGAUAGAUAUCAGAAGUAUUAAUAAGUCUUGUCUUAAAUGCUCGCUGAUUAAAGAAAAUAUCCCCACGACAGAUAAUUUCAGAUCCCGUUGCGUUGAAGUUGACAGGAAUAAAGAUACGUUACGGUCAAAGUCUAGAGAUGACCCGCAAAGGUCAAGGUUGUCUAAAAUAGGUACUUGGAGGAGGAAAUCUGAACCUAAUAGACAGCAGGUGGCGUUAGUGGCAAAAAGAUCGCAGGAAGGUAUUGAGAAAGGCAUGGAAAAGUGUGAAUUUCUAUGUAGAAACUGCGGUUCUAAUAAAAUCAACAAACACGAUAGACAUGAAGAGGUUGUCAUGUCUGACCCUGAAUUGGACGAUCGCAAAAGAGCUUCUAUAGCUCAGAACUUGGAGAUCAAAAUGUACAACACGAAACAUAUACCAAAGAAGAUAUCGAAACUGAAGAAAAACAGGGCUAAAGGUCGCAACACUGAUACGACUGCAAAGUUCUAUGCUGAUUUAUCAAAAGACGAAUUCACUAAAAACGUUCUUCAUAUAACCGAGUCUAAUGACAGUUUAAAUGUUGACACAACUAAAAAUGAGGACACAAAAGAUUCUACGGAUGGUAAACCUUCAUUAAGUAAAGAUGAAUCUAUAGAUGAGGAGACGUAUAAGAAAUUGAUAGAGAAAACAGAUUCGUUUAAGAAAAACGAACUUGAAAAGGUAAAGUUCUUGAACAAACAAAAAGUAAUUAAUGAAAAUUCACCGAGUGAGGAAAAAGGCGAAGAAAUAGACGAGAAAACAGAAGAUAAGGAGACUCAAGAAAAUACCGAAGAAGCGGAACAGCCGUUAGAGCACAUAAUUUCACAGCUACUUCUUCAAAAUCGGGAAUUCCAAAAAAUACUGAAGAAGCAACAGGCUAGAAGUAGCCAAAAAAGACAUCAGAUGCUUUUGAAAUCUCACUCUUACCCAGAACAAAGUCCAAAAUCUCCUACAAGAAAGAAUUCGGAAGGAGUCAUCGAGACACCUUUGAGUCCUCCAAAAGAAAUACAAUCGUUAGAAGAAGAUCACAUUUAUGAAACACUAAGAGUAGUAGAUAGAGUAGAAGAAACACUACAUACAUUAGACACUAAAAGUAAAUCUAUACAACACAGGAAUUCUAGAAAUUCAAGAAUUCCCUCGCCCACAUUAAAUCUGAGGCCGACAUCACCGCAAAAUAUAAAUUUUGAAAAUAUUCGAAAUGCUCCACCGGAUUCUGACUAUGUCUACUUGACUUUUAACAAACUUCAGGAUGAUAUCGAAGGUAUCUACGAUGUGCCUAUAAAAUCUCCCGAAAAGGUUGUAAACAAGCAAAAAGAUAGAGAUUACUAUGUAACUAUGCAAAACCAGUCGUCUCCUAUCAAAGAUACUGAGGAUAUUUACGAUAACUUAGUUCCUGUUACUAAAUUAAAAGAGGCUGCGAAUGAAAGCCAAGGAGAUUACCUACCAAUGAGUCCUGAAGCCAAGAGUCCAAAACAAGGAGGUCCGAAUACUCCAGAAAAAUGGCUCAGUGAUCAAAAAGACCAUUUCAAUGUACCACGAGACAGAAAGUCUGGUUCUUUGCCACGAAGUUUCCAAGUGGGUAGUCCAGAAGAUGUGAGUUUAAGUACGUUUAAAAGCAAGCCAACUGGUAAAUCAUAUUUGAACAGAGAUGGAAAAGUAAUUAACUCAGAUAGGCCUUACACAAUUGCGUCCGACCAAGGCGAAAUAAGAUACGAAAACGCUGAAAAUUACGUCAGUGAAGAGAGCAUGACUAUUGCCAAAAUGAAUCUGAAAGACACAACUACAGAUGUGCAAAAUAUAAGCAAGUCAACCCUCGAAUUAGAAGAGGAAAUAGACAGGUGUUAUAAGAAUAAUUUUGAAGCGGUAAAUUUGGAUUCAAUUACAACUGAAAACCUUGACGUUUUUGAGCCGAAUUUGAAUGUUUCUACUUCAUCGUCUUGUGAAGCGUACACGGACAAAAAUGAAGAAAACAAAGCCAAGGACAUGGACUUGAUACACCACCCAGAACAUAAGAUUUAUAAACCAACAAGCAAUAUGUUAUCUUUGAAAAAUGUUCUCAGCAGAUUCAAAAGUCGACCUGACAAAAGUAACGACGAUUCUACUGAUGCUCACGAACAAAGUCCGGAGAAUUUAAAAACUGAUGCAAAAAUUUCAGCAAACGAAAAACGAUCAGGUUUAAAUCCACGCAGUUACUCGAAAAAUCUUUUACAACGUUUCAGAAGUAUUAUUGGCGAUGAACACCCAGAUGACGCUUCUAAACCUAAAAAGACAAUCGAUGAUAUCCACAGUAGUGCUAAAACGGAUAUAAAAGUCGUUAUAACAAGCACAGAUUCAAAUCCAACUGUCUCUGUAGCAACAAAUGAUGCAUUGAGCAAAAGUGUUUGUGAAAAUACAACUUUAUCUCGAAGUCAAUCUGAAAAGCACAAUUUGGAGAUUCUUUCACACAGCUGUGACAAUAUCAAUCAACAAAUGGAAACGCACACACAUAAAUACGAUAGAAGUCAAAGCACAACAGUUUCAAACACAACGCUGUCGCCUUCUAAAUCUAACAGCUCUUUUCAGAGUUUAAAUAAACUUCCCAUUUACAUGCAGGGAAGUAGGCAUUUAGGGGCUAGAAUAGCGCAGUCGGAUUAUGUAGAUCCUAAAACUUUAGUAAGCGAGAAAGCACCUCUUAAAAGUAUUAAUGUUCUUAUAAAUAAAAAUGCAGUCAGACCAGACAGCCUAUUCUCAAAUGCGUCAUUCGUAACUUCUUCUAGUGAAGGCAACAUUGAAAGUCAAAAGUCGGAAAAUUAUGUUAAAGAAAAAACAAGUAAAAUUGCCGAUGCGACUAUAUCGGAUGAGAGUUAUUACGAAAAGUCAUUUGAAAAGAUUGAAAAGCUAUUAGACGAUGAUGCUUUCAGAGAUUCGGCUGUUUAUUCUGAUCACGAAGACACAGUUGACAGUAAAGAUACGAAACGCAGGAAUUUGACAAAAACAGUCACUACUAUUGAACACGUAAAACGCACAUCUUCAUUCAAAAGCGAACAGGUUUCUAUCAAAACUAGCGUUACGGAUACGAAAAGCAAUGUACAAUCUCAACUCUCUUAUACAAGUAAAAUGAGCACAACUAAUAACACAGAACAAAAGCCUAAAGUUAAUGAACAAACAAAGCCUAAAACUGCUCCUCCAGUACCUAUUAAACCUAAAUUAACCCAUCUACCUACACCAACCGGUUUUCAAUCAAGGGUUGUCAAUAAACAUGUGAUUAAAAGUCAAGAAACAACCGACACAACAAACGUAACAACUAUUAAGAGAAACAUUAGUAUGCGAUACGUAAAACCUGACGAAAUUAAACAUACGGCUGCCAGUAACUCGGAAAAAGUCGAAGCGAAACCUCAAAUAGACAUUGCAGAAGUAAAAACAAAAGCAGUUGAAAAUAUCAAAGAAACACCUAAAGAUACAGCAACAGAGACGCCGCAACUUAAAAGAAACACAUUUGACAGAGCCAGCCUAGAUUCGGCCAUACGUAAAACGAAACCAAAUGUGGAAGGACACACAAAGUCAGUCCUGGAAAGACGAAUGGAGAUCGAAUCUUUGACAAAAGCUAAAUUUAAGCCAGCACCUAUAACGAAAAAGCCAUCUCAAAUAGCCAAACCUAAAGGCACUACGUCUAAAGUCGCACCUUAUGAAAGAAGUACUUCAGAAUUUGCGAAAUCUGAAUUGAAAUCUGGCACAAGCACUGAACCAACUAAAGCAAACAUUCCUAUUGAGAUUACUUCAGCUGAAAAUGAGGAUUCUAAAGGUGGCAGCUGGGUAAAGACUGUUGUCAACAAAUUCCAAUAGAAUACAGCAAUUUUGUUCACAUUAAUUGAAUCUCCACAUUUUAAAAAAUCAUUCAUUCAAAAAUCUUCACAAUUUCUGAUACAUAGAUUAUAGAAUCAUGUUCGACAUCGGCAGAAUUUGCUGUGAUAUUUAGAUCAUCAUCAUCAGCCCUCUAUUGUCCACUGUAGGAUAUAAUGAGCCUUUUUAUUAUUAUAUAAAUUCUAAAUGCUGCAGAAAAGCAUUCAAUUAUUAAUACUUAUGUAUGUUUAUUGAGAACAGUCUGUAAUUUUAACAUUUUAAUGUUUGUUGGGCUGAUACAUAAAUUCCACUAUUAUUAUGUAUUUACAUCUGAUAUUUACUUAAUAAUAUUUUCAUAAACCUUUUGAGUGAUUUCUGCAUUUACUUGAAACUUGUAUUAUUCAAUUUUUUGAAAUAUCCACCUUUAUUUAACAAUGUAGUGUGUGAGUAAGGUAUUAUAUUAAAAAACACGUAUUUUUGUUGAAAUGAGAAUGAAAGAAAAUUUGCGUAAAUCUAGUAAACAGAUUAUAAGUAUUAUCAAUUAUUAACUUCAAAUAAUCAAUUUUCUUGUGUAUUGUCUAAAAAUAACAUAAUCAAGUACUUAGGAUUUUCAUAAUUUGUACCUAACGUAAGGUCAAGCCUUUUGGAAGUUGUGAGCUAAGUCAAAAUAAGAAUAAAAUACGAUAUUUGUCAUCAUAAAUAAAUUUAUGAUGUAUUUUUGUAAUCUUUAGCCUUCUUAUACUUGUGCCAUAGACAUAAAUAUAUUUUUGCAUUAGCUUAGUGCGUUUUAUGUAAGGUCUUUUUUAUGUUAUGUUGGCAACACUAACCCCGUACCACCAUCGAUUAGCGAUUUUUAUUUUGGUCUGUUAUAGUGCGGCCGAGCUUUCAAAUUUUUAGCAGUUACAGUGCCAUAAACUUAUCUGUUCCGGUGACAGCUCACGUAAAUGUGUAAUAUUUCUUCAUUCUAUAAGAGUUUAAGUUUGCCAGUAGUGGUAAUUCGCUCUUGCGGUUUUUAUAAACCAUCUAUAUC
Molecule: messenger RNA, 7843 nt
Organism: Plutella xylostella (diamondback moth)
Lineage: Eukaryota; Metazoa; Arthropoda; Insecta; Lepidoptera; Plutellidae
Gene: GEFmeso
Product: Guanine nucleotide exchange factor in mesoderm
Molecular function (GO): small GTPase binding; guanyl-nucleotide exchange factor activity
Source: RefSeq, a predicted model, not a curated record